Messenger RNA from Aspergillus caelatus, 1340 nucleotides. RefSeq names its product Zn(II)2Cys6 transcription factor domain-containing protein. Lineage: Eukaryota; Fungi; Ascomycota; Eurotiomycetes; Eurotiales; Aspergillaceae. Gene Ontology annotation, biological process: regulation of transcription by RNA polymerase II. Gene Ontology annotation, molecular function: zinc ion binding; DNA-binding transcription activator activity, RNA polymerase II-specific. The transcript is spliced from 2 exons. The record is from RefSeq and is a predicted model, not a curated record. The coding region runs from base 75 to 1289 and encodes 404 amino acids.
CUUGAUGUGAUCCCAAUUGGUGCGCGAACAAUAAUAUCGUCCUUGAAGCCAAAUAUCGACAGUCAGUGCAGAGGAUGCCACCUCGCCUGAGCCAUCGUAAAUCUACAACCGGUUGCCUUCGGUGUAAAGCACGGAAGGUCAAGUGCGAUGAAAAGCGACCUCACUGCGGUCAUUGCGCCCGCCAUAAUGUAUUAUGCGAAUACCCUGGAUUGAUGACGGUGAUUUAUAAUCCUCGUCCGUCAAAGUUCAAACCAACAAACACGGUUGCUUGCCAGCGGUGUGAAGAGAGUCCUUGGCCCAGUCUGCCCUCCCCAGGACUCGGAGGCAGGCGGGUUCUAGAGCUGCGUCUCAUGCAUCACUGGGUCACCGUAACUGCGGGCACCAUGAGCUCCGCUCAGUUGUCAUCCGUCCGAGAAAUGUGGAAUGUCUCUGUACCCCAAAUGGCAUUUGAGUAUGAACCACUUCUUCACACUUUACUUGCCCUCGCGGCAGCACAUCGUGCGACAUUGCUACCAGGCGAAGCAUCGCCACUUCGACCCAUAUCCCACGGGUACAUUGAUUCCGCUCUUAAGUGGCAUCGCUCCGUAACGGGAAAACUUGAUGACAACACAAGUGAAUCAGUUUGUCUGAAUGCUGUCCUUAUCUCUCUGUAUACUUUGUUCCUCCGUUCCGAAGGCGCUCCGGAGCCCUACGAGCCUCCGAUCCUUUGGCUAUCGAUGGCACGUGGUAUUCAUACCAUCAUGAGGACUACGUAUCAUCAGUUGAUGGCAUCAAAUUCACGGUUAUGCCCACUCCUUGUUGCACAGCCCACACUCUGGCAACGUGAAUCAAGUGACUCGGAUGAGAUUCACGCAAAGCCAUUCAAUUAUCUUCUGGAAUAUCACCCAGAGGAGAUGACAGACAUGGUUAAAAAUGCUUAUUCCGGCACCAUCGCGUAUCUUGAGUACCUGUAUGUAGCUGUACAGAGCCGAGAGCCGGAUUUUGUCAUUCGCAAGAUAUUUAAUGGGUUCCCACCGGUUGUACCCAGGCUUUUUCUCGAUUUUGUCCGCGAGAAACGACCACGAGCUCUCGCAAUAAUAGCACACUUGUUUGCUUUGGCCAAGGGUGUAGAGAAUAUAUGGUGGCUCUAUGGAAUCCCUGAACAGGAGGUGCGAGGUAUUGACGGUAUUAUGCCUGCUGAUUGGAAAUGGGCUUUGGCGUGGCCUCUCAGUAUCAUUGCACAGGAUCCUCCUGCCAAUAGAGCAUCGUCUUCUGUGACGAUGCGGGACUUUAUCGAUACGUUGUCUUAGACUGACAAUAUGAAUUAGAAUUAAAUUUAUAAUAACUACUUAACGAUUUUA